This is a messenger RNA of Cucurbita maxima (winter squash), 1509 nucleotides long. Its product is annotated as protein LOW PSII ACCUMULATION 3, chloroplastic. NCBI's taxonomy places the organism in Eukaryota, Viridiplantae, Streptophyta, Magnoliopsida, Cucurbitales, Cucurbitaceae. The record is from RefSeq and is a predicted model, not a curated record. The coding region runs from base 137 to 1312 and encodes 391 amino acids. The transcript has 12 exons.
AAAUAUUCGAGAAGAGAGAGGACCCGCGCGAAAAUAGCGGAGUGGCAUCUUCAAGUUCGUUAUCGUCUCAUCCAAACGACCGGCUGUCUUUUCCCCGGCGACUGAACUUCCACUGAGAACUUCAGAGAGCUUAGCCAUGGCGAUCAUGGCGUUUCUCUCUUCUCCACCGCACAUUCCCUCUCUGGUUCGACCAUUUCACAGCAACUUUCUCUUCUCUCCUAUUUCCUCUUCCUUCAGUGCUCUACGGCGUUCUACUCGAUCCAGUUUAUUUGGCGCUCAAACUUUAGCGACUUCGGGAUUUUGCUUUAGGAUACACUGCAGUGACAAAGAACGAGCUGCACCGGUUACUCGGAGCUCCGAUCCUAAGGCUGGAGUUCCGAUUUAUAAGCCCAAAACCUACGAGGUGCUAGUCUCCGAUGCUGCGAAUUCUCUUGCUUAUGCUCUGGAGGAUGGAAAGAUGCGCUUGGAGAUUGAUUUCCCACCCCUGCCUAGCAACAUUUCCUCGUAUAAGGGAUCUUCAGAUGAGUUCAUUGAUGCAAAUAUUCAACUUGCCCUGGCUGUUGCAAGGAAUCUUCAAGAAAAGAGAGGAACUAGAUCUUGCAUUGUAUUUCCAGAUAAGCCAGACAAAGGCAGAGCUUCACAGUUGUUCAAAACAGCUCUCGACUCGAUUGAUGGAAUAACCAUAAGUUCCCUAGAUGAUAUUCCUGCUGGACCUGUCACAUCUUUUUUCAGAUCUAUUAGAAACACCCUUGAUUUUGAUUUUGAAGACGAGAAUGCAGGUCGUUGGACUUCUAGUGAACCUCCAUCUCUGUACAUAUUUAUUAAUUGCAGCACGCGUGAACUUGCAAUGAUAGAGAAGUAUGUGGAAACUUUUGCUUCGUCAAUCCCCACCCUGAUGUUUAAUCUAGAACUUGAAACCUUGCGUGCAGACUUGGGCUUACUGGGAUUCCCCCCCAAAGAUUUGCAUUAUCGAUUUCUCUCUCAGUUUAUCCCGGUGUUUUACAUUAGAAUCAGGGAGUAUUCUAAGACAGUACCAAUAGCACCUUAUAUUGUUAAUUACAGUGGAGCAUUGUUUCGUCAAUACCCUGGACCUUGGCAAGUGAUGUUAAAACAAACAGAUAAUUCUUAUGCUUGCGUCGCAGAGAGUGAGACGAGGUUCACCCUUGGUGAAACCAAAGAUGAACUACUAAGGGUCCUUGGACUACAGGAAGAACAAGGAAGCUCAUUAGAAUUUCUUCGCAGGGGCUACAAGGCUGCCACUUGGUGGGAAGAAGAUAAUGACUCUGAAGUAUCUUCGGCAUGGCGUAGUUGAGCAGCUCGAGCGUCGAUUAUUCCUCAGAGACAAUAUUGAUGAUCUCGAACAUGGAGAUGUUAGGAUGACCCUAUUUCUAAAAGACUCUCAUGGCUUUAGAAGACUCCCACAAACUUGAAUCAAGCUCAUUCACCUCUAAAAUUCAAGGUAAAGUAAUCUUGUACAUUUUAUUAAUCAUGAUGAAUUAAAUUAGACCU